UCAAAUGGGUGUGAUUGGGGAAGAGCUCACGGUGGUAGAGUUAUACAUAUUUUAUCUGAUUUCAAUGGGUACAGCUCAAAGGAGUAGAAGAAUUCUACGAUAUCAGUUUCUAUGGACAGGAGUGGAGAGUCGGGUGUUAAGACCAGAGAUGUUUUUUCAUCUUAUUUGGGAGAUUGAUAUCUCUCGGAGAUCUCAGGUGAGUCACUUGGUUUUAAAUGAGCUCAAUCUUUCAUAUCUGGAAAGGUUUAUAUCGGUAGCGAUCGUGGUGCAAAAGGGCAAAGGUUUACGGCUGGAGAAAUUAUUUCCGGUUGUAAUUUCAUUGGGUGAGUUUUGGUCAAUUGAUGAGGGAAAUUCAGAGGAAGUACAAAGAGUAAGCGAGCGGAGAGAGAUUCUAGAAGCCUUAUCAAGGUUUCUUUACUAUCUGAUAAAGGCUAGAAGAGCUAAGAUUUCACGGUGGGGUUUAAUGGUCAUAAUAGUGAUUGAUUUUUGCGGUUCCAUGAUUUACUUUGAAGGAGAUAUAGAUUUGAAGAUGGGUGUAUAUAAAUCAGUGUCACAGCCUGGUGGUAUUGCUCACCUCAUCUCAUUUUCAGCAAUUCAAAGCAUCAACGAUUUAUUUUUAGCCUUGGACUUCAUAAUUCUUGGGUUUUAUUGGUUGUAUCUUUUUCUUGGGUUUAUAUUAUUCUGGUUUCUUAUUGUUUUGGUGGAAGUGAUGCCUCAAAGCUCCAUGGUUAGUCAAGGAUCCCAUGGAAACAUCAUGAGCAACAUGGUUGGUCUUGGACUACGGAUCAAAGAGGUUUUCGGUUGAAAACGAUUGAGGAGAGAAGGUCAGGUGAAGGAGUUUUUAACAGAUGGUUUUCCGGUGAUAGGAGAAGGAGGGCGUUGAGUACUCUUCCAUGGGCUAUUGUGGGUGGUCGGAAUAUUUCUAAAAGUUAUGAUGUGGGUAGGUUGAUUUUGGAUUUUGAGUGUAUGGAGUGGAGUUUCAUUGGUUGUAACAAACGUUUUUACAAUAGUUUGAUUUCGGGUUUUUCAUGGUUGGAUGUGGAUACUUUAAGGGUAAGAAUAUCAAUGGUCAAUUGUAAUUUGGUUUCUCUAAGAAAUAAUCAAGGGAAUGAAGGGCAUAACCCGACGCACCAUGGCACGGUGAAGAGAUUAACAGGUGGACGCAACCCACUUAAUCGAAAGGUUGAUAAUAAAUGAAAGUUUUAAGUUGGAAUUGUCAAGGGUUAGGAAAUAAGGCAACAAUUGGGUAUCUUCGGGAUUUGUGGAAGCAACAUAGGCCGGAUUUUUUAUUUCUGUCGGAAACUAAACAAUCUUCUUCUUUUAUGGAAAAAUUUGUAGGUCACUUUGGUUAUAAAAAUUUAAAAACGGUGGAUCCUAUUGGUUGUAGUGGCGGUUUAGCCCUUUUUUUUAAUAAUGAUUAUCAUGUUUCGGUUUUA
Molecule: messenger RNA, 1436 nt
Organism: Arabidopsis lyrata subsp. lyrata
Lineage: Eukaryota; Viridiplantae; Streptophyta; Magnoliopsida; Brassicales; Brassicaceae
Exons: 2
Coding region: 5-805 (266 amino acids)
Source: RefSeq, a predicted model, not a curated record